Molecule: messenger RNA, 1023 nt
Organism: Spinacia oleracea (spinach)
Lineage: Eukaryota; Viridiplantae; Streptophyta; Magnoliopsida; Caryophyllales; Amaranthaceae
Product: protein NRT1/ PTR FAMILY 5.5-like
Source: RefSeq, a predicted model, not a curated record
AUGUGCCAGAAUACAGAGAGAUUGGGUAACAAGAGCACUCAUUGUGCUUGGUUGCAUCAGUUGAUUCACUCCUUCCAGCUCUUGGGGCAUGAAAGAAGAUGUUUAAAGUGGGCGCAUUAGUUCGCGAGAAUAGUAAUGUUAUGGGUGAUGAUGUUAUACUUGGCGGAGGUAUGGAAGCUUGAUCUCAAGCAUGCGGCUACAGUUAUCAAUAUAUGGAGGGGUUCAGCUAAAGUAUUGCCUCUUGUCUUUGUCUUUGUCUUUGUCUUUGUCGCGGACGCUUUCCUAGGCCACUUUAGUAUCCUCUUGCUCUCCAGUCUUUCCAACGCUGUUGGACUGGGGUUGUUUUGGAUGUCAACACCACCAGUUUCGGCCAAAUCAAAUGGAAACUGCGCAGAAUACAAGCCUGAAUGUAUAGAAAACCAUCAAAAACAACUUUUUCACACAGCCCUAGUCCUAACUGCAGUAGGAAUAGCAGGUCAUGUAGCUUCUUUUGACUUCUUUGCUGAAAAGCAGAUAAAGAGUAUUGCAGCAAACUGGUCCACAGCUUUUAAUUUAUUGAAUUCCUCCGAAGAUGAGGUUAACGAUGUUCCAUUGGGUGUCCGAGAACAAAAUACUUCUCCAUUAGCUUCGAAUUUUUGGCUAGCAUCACCUUCUUUUCCACGAAACUUCCUUUGUCCAUUUUGUAAAUGUUGUGGAGUCUUCUACUUCUUCUUCUUCUUCUUCUUCUUCAGCAGCAUUGUCUUUGUUGCUGGAAUAUUAAUUGUCGUUUUCGUCAAACCAUGGACUAUUCGGUUUGGAGUUUCAGCCAUAUUUGCAGUGUUUUCAUUUCUAGUUUUCUUGAGUGCGGUUGGCUCUUACAAGUAUUUUGGACCUCGAGGAAGCCCCUUCACUACUAUAUUUCGCGUGCUUCUUGCUGCUUGCUCCAAAUUUGUUUAUAGGCUGCCGCAGGAUGUUGGUGAGCUCUAUGAGAAUAUAGCCCUUGGUGAAUCUUCCUUGUUUCCUCACACCAACAGCCUAAGGUAA